AUGAUUUCUAAUAUUAUUGAACCAUUACCACGAUUUUUUACUAUUCGCUUUGGUCGUAAAAUAAAAGUAGAUAAUAAUGAUGAUACUGAUGAUGAAAACAAUGAUAAUCACAACGACAAUAAUCAUGAACAGAAAGUUAAUGAGGUUGUUCAAUCAUCAAAAGUAUCAACAAAUGAAGAUCACAGUUCAUCAAUUGUUAUAUCUGGUAUUCGAAAUCGUGAUUGGAGUUUUUAUGAUGAUCUUCAGAGUAUCAAAGAUACUAAUAUGCCUGAUAUUAAAUAUCAGUUCAUACCAUCAACUAGUAAUACAAUGAGAAAUCGUUCAGCAAAUUUUAUGAUUGAUAAUGAUGGUAGUCAAUACGAAGAAUAUGAUCUUGAUGAACAAGAUUUUCAAUGGCUGAUGGGAUACAAUCAAUUUCGUAUUGAAAAACAUUUAUCUGAGCUUGAUGAAAAUAUUUUUGAAUAUAUUAUGCAAUUACUCGAACGUCAAUGUUUGUUGGCUAUUCGACAGAAAAACUAUGAAGAGACAAUUCAAUGUGAUGCAUGCCAUCGUGUUGAUGAUGUUUAUGAUCUUAUUCAAUGUAUUCAGUGUAAAACUAUUGUUCAUAAGAAAUGUUUUGGAAUUAAUGAUGAUGAAAAUGAAUGGUUAUGCUUUUCAUGUCAAUCCGGAAAUGAUCCACACGCAUGUUGUAUUUGUGAUAAUAGUGGUGGAGCAUUAAAAAUGUUGAAGACACGUAACCAACAGGAGCAAGGAUGGGUUCAUCUUUCAUGUGCAUUUUGGAUAUCUAGCAUUGAAUUUGAUGAAAAAAUGGCACCAUUUUUAAAAGAUACUCUUAAAUAUGAUGGACGUUGUUUGAUAUGCAAUAAAACAGCUGGUGUAAAAAUUAAUUGCUGCUGGAAGAAUUGUCAAAAUCGAUUUCAUCCUUUGUGUGCCAUUGAAGCUGGUCAAGAUAUGCUUGUAGCUGAAAGUGAUAGUAAACUUUUAGUCCGAUUACUUGCGCUUUGCCAUCGACAUAGUACAAAAUUUGAUUUGCCAGAAAAACGAGCACAGAAGUAUAAAUUUCUAGAAAAUGAACAAAAAAAAUUUGAUCAAUUUGCAUCGUAUACUAAGUUAGAUAGAAUUCAAAAAGAAACAUUAAUUCUUCCGGAUGUUCUUGAAAGUAUUCAUACGUACUGGACUCUUAAACGACAAGCAAAUAAUUGUCAACCUUUAAUCGAUAUACCACAUGAUGUUUUCUAUCAUGAUUAUGAUAGAAAAGUUAAUUUAAGUGACUUUUCUGCUCGAUAUCAUCUCGAACAUCAAGAUCAAACGAAAAAUAAUCACAACGACACAGCGAAUGUAUUACAAUUUCUAACAGCAAAUGUGACGAAAACUACACCAUCGAAUAAUAAUCUAUUUAUUAAUUUUGCUAAAUGGCAUCGAAUACAUUUUAUUAAUUAUGAACGAAAUCGAUUUUGUUUGUUAGAUGGUGAUAAAAAGAAACUAGACGAUUGUUUUGAAUAUCCAUCAUCUAUCAAAGAAGGUUUUUAA
Rotaria socialis is the source of this 1530-nucleotide messenger RNA. NCBI's taxonomy places the organism in Eukaryota, Metazoa, Rotifera, Eurotatoria, Philodinida, Philodinidae. The record is from the annotation of a GenBank genome assembly.